This is a messenger RNA of Eimeria tenella, 3009 nucleotides long. RefSeq lists its product as uncharacterized. Bases 1 to 3009 code for a protein of 1002 amino acids. Lineage: Eukaryota; Apicomplexa; Conoidasida; Eucoccidiorida; Eimeriidae. The record is from RefSeq and is a predicted model, not a curated record. The transcript is spliced from 2 exons.
AUGGCAGAAAACGACCACCCCUUCAUCAUUCGCCUGGCAGCAGCAGCAGCAGCAGCAACGGCGUUCUCGGAGUCGGGGCCCGUGAGCAGCCCCACAGUCGAUCCCGAUCCCGCUCCCGAUCCCGAUCUGGAGGAGACAAAAAGUGUUUGGGUCCGGAGAGGUGUGGGGUUGCUGCCGGGGGAGGGGCCCCCCAGUUUUGCUGCUGAGGGGGGCCCCCCAAGUGUCUCCAAGUACGGGGUGGCGUCUCUGCUGGUGCUUUUUGCUGCGCUGCUGCUUGCUGCUGCUGCAGUGCAGCAGGAGAUCGAGCUGAGCAAGGCGGAGGGUUUGCUGGAGGCGGAGCAGCAGCAGCAGCAGGACUUGGAGGAGCAGACGGGGCGGUUUGCUGCAGCACGAGAUGCUGCUGCUGCUGCUGCUGCGGAGUACCGGCGGGAGACGGAGGCGCUGGAGCAGCAGCAGGGCGGGCAGGUGCUGCUGCUGCAGCAGCUGCAGCAGAAGAUCGCAGCAGCAAACAGCGAAGCCACCGCGCUGCGGCAGGCCCCCGCAGACUCCGUUGCUGCUGCAGCAGCAGCAGCAGCAGAAGUGAAGAAGGCGAGCAUGCAGCUGAAGCUGGCGCGGAAAGAAAGGGACGAGGCGCAGCUGGCGCUGCAGCAGCUGCUGCUGCUGCAGCAGACGCCGGAAGCAGCAGCAGCAGCCGCGCUGCAGCAGCUCCAGGCCGAGAGACUCCGCCUCGAACGCGAAGAGGCCUGGCUCGAUGUCUGUCUCCUUGGAAAGGAGACACAAGACAAGGAGACUUUUAUUUCUUUGAAGCAGCAGCAGCUGCAUCUCGUGGAGACAGAAGUAGCAGCAGCAGAAGAGGAAGUGCGGGAGUGGGCGGAGGAGACAGAGCGGGCGGGGCGCGAGCUGCAGCGGGAGGCAGCAGCAGCAGCGGCGGCGCUGCAGCAGCUGCAGCAGCAGCAGCAGCAGCUCGCCGCAGACGCUGCAGCAGCAGCUGAGGAGCUCCAGGAGACUCUCGAAAUCAAAAAGGAGACACAAGAAGAGAUCGAGGCCCUCGAGCUGCUGCUGGACACCGGAGUUGAGCAGCUGGUGAAGCUGCAGGACGCCCCCACAGUUUUGCUGCGGCGGCAGCAGCAGCUGCAGCAGGCCACGCUGCUGCAGCAGCAGCUGCAGCACGAGAUCGAGGGCCUCGUCGGCGCAGGGCCUGCCGCCGCCGCCGAAGCAGCAGCAGCAGCCGCAGCAGCAGCAGCAGCCCAGCAGGAGGCGCAGCAGCUCGCCCAGCUCUCCCCCGAGGAGCAGCAGCUGCUGCUGCUGCUGCAGCGCCGCCUGCUGCUGCUGCGGCAGCUCCGCGAAGCAGAAGCAGAAGCAGCUUUCUUCAGCGACAAACAAGACAAGUUCAAACUUGCUGCUGCUCUCAGCCGCCUCAUAAGGGCCCAGGCGGAAGCAGCAGUGAGCGAGUUUGUGGGGCCCGAGGAGGCGGACGGAGACGAUCCCAGCUCCCGCGGAGACGAUCCCAGCUCCCAGGAAGACGAUCCCAGCUCCCGAGAAGACGAUCCCAGCCCCCAGGAAGACGAUCCCGACGAUCCCGGCUCCGAGGGAGACGAUCCCAGCUCCGAGGGAGACGAUCCCAGCUUCAAGGCAGACGAUCCCAGCUCCGAAGGAGACGAUCCCGGGGCGGUGAAGGACCCCGCACUUGCUGCUGCGCGUGCUGCUGUUGCUGCUGCUCGGCAGCAGCUGGAGGAGAAGCAGCAGCGGAAGCAAACACUGGACGCGCUGCUGCUGCACCUGAAGCAGCAGCUGAACGAGACGGAGCAGCAAAUAGAGAAGCAGCAGCAGCAGCUGGAGACGAUCCAGGAGACGAACCUGGAGACGAUCCGGAACCCCACAGCAGCAGCAAUUGCCCGAGCUGAUGCAGUUGCUGCUGCGCUGCAGCACACGGAAAGAGCUGUGAAGCUGCUGCAGCGGAAAGCAGCAAAAGCAAGGAGACGGCUGGAAGACAAAGCAGCAAAAGCAGCAGCAGCAGGAGCAACAGCAGACUUUGCUGCCAGCUUGACUGAAUACAUAGUGCAGCAGAAGCAAAAAGAAGAGGCCUUUUUGGUGGCUUUGGACUUGCUGCUGCAGCAGCUCAACAGCUUGCGAGCAGCAGCAGCAGCAGCAAAAGACGACCUGAGCCGGAUGAAGAGACAGGAGCGGCUGCUGGGGCUUGCUGUUGGGGAGCUGGAAGCAGCAGCAGCAGCAGGCGAGGCUUCGCCGCAGCAGCAGCAGGUCGUGCGGCUGCUGCAGCAGGAGAUCGAAAAGGAGACAGUGCAGCUGCAGCAGCAGCUGCGCGAAUGCAAGGAGACACAGGAGGGCCUCAGCAGCUGGCUGGAGGACUUGAGCGAGGCGCCGCAGGAGACAGAGCUGCUGCUGCUGCAGCAGCAAGCAGCAGCAGCAGCAGCGCUGCAGCGGGAAAAGGCCCGGCAGCAGCACAUUGAAAAGCGUCUCCGAACUCUCGAAGAAAGAGCAGCAGCAAAUCUCAAAAAGGAGGUUGCUGAUAUGUUUACAGAAGCGCUGCUGCUGCAGCAGCAGCGCCUCCGCAUGGUCGCCCCCCCGCGCCUCCCUGAGCAGCAGCAGCAGCAGCAGCAGCAGCAGCAGCAGCAGCAGCAGAAGCAGCAGCAGCAGCGGAAGCUGCUGCGGGUGAUGCACAAGCUGUACCGGAGUGAAAUAAAUGAAGAGCUGAGGAGACUUAAGGACUUGGAAGCAGCAGCAACAGCAGUGGAGGAUGAGCUGUCUCCUUUUGUGUCUCCUGGAAGUCUGCCGGGGGCAGCAGCAGCAGCAGCAGCAGCAGCAGCAGAGGCGAAAGCAGCAGCAGCACCCUUCCGCUUCCCCGAGGGCCGCAGCCACAGAUUUGCUGGCGAACAAGUGCAGCAAAGACCUGCUGCUGCAGAAAGGAGACAGUUGGAAGAUGGCUGGAUGGGGGAGACUUACAGAGUGGGCCUCAGGCUCAGCAAGGAGGCCAAACAGAAAAGGGACUGA